Pseudomyrmex gracilis is the source of this 3354-nucleotide messenger RNA. Its product is annotated as glucose dehydrogenase [FAD, quinone]-like. NCBI's taxonomy places the organism in Eukaryota, Metazoa, Arthropoda, Insecta, Hymenoptera, Formicidae. The coding region runs from base 945 to 2828 and encodes 627 amino acids. The record is from RefSeq and is a predicted model, not a curated record. Gene Ontology annotation, molecular function: oxidoreductase activity, acting on CH-OH group of donors; flavin adenine dinucleotide binding. The transcript has 6 exons.
GUGUGUGUAUUUAUUUAACAAACAAUAUAAACAUCGGACAAAGUAAUCACAUUAUGCAUUAAAAAUAAUGUUUCAGAGUAAACAUAUGUAUUACGUCUGGUUGUUACAAUCAACUUUUAUUGUCAAAAUUCAAAUUUUAUCUUACUUUAAAUUUUUGGCCGACAGGAUAACAAAUUAAAUAUCUCACUUCUACACGUAUUUACGUAUAAGUAGUUGAAAGUUAAGUUAUAUAAUCACAUUCACUUAUAAAAACAUUUAUUCUUAUUUAUUACUUUUCUGUCUGUUGUAAAUUAUGCGUCUUGUCUGUGUUCGUAAAUUAUGCGCCUGUUAACUUUGCUUAAUUAAUGGUAUAGAAUUCUUAAUUAUUCCUUCUUUUUCUAAAAAAAAUAAGUUUAUUUUUAUCAUUAUCUAAAAGUAGUAACUGUUGCUGCUUAGAAGAAUAAUGAACAGUAAAGUUAAAUUAUCGAUUUUACAACGUACAUAUAACAUCAAAAUACACGUAUAGUGUUUGACAUCUUUUACAUAACUUCAAGAACAAAAGCAUUCUAUAAAAAGUUUAAAUAGUCUGUGUACGUAUAAAAAAAAAAAAAAAUUAGAUCGUGAACCUAAUUAUUACAAAGAUUGAUUUUCGAGAUGAUCCACAUAAAACAGUAGUCACAGGGUUUAAAUUCUGUUAACGAUUUGGAAUUAUUUGACACUUCGUAUUUCAAUUUACUGAAUAGUUUUUAACGUCAAGGUUACCUCGAAAAACAACCUCUUAGUGGGGAUAACUGCAUAAAUCUCUUGCCUCUUAUCUUCGUCUCCAACAUUUGACUGCGCACUUCCAAGUAAGCUAAUUGUGAUAUUUAUUCUUGUGGUGCAACUAAUGAGUACUCCUUCUAUUUUUUAUUAUAGGCUAUCAUCCACAAGUACACUUAUCAUAAGGAAAUCGUAAACCAAACACUAUGAUCCGUCCGAUCACAUCAAUAUACAUGUUAAUCGUGCCCGUACUUCUGAAUAGUUUCUUCUUAUCAUUGGAUGUUCUCAUUCGUAAUAUACGUCUGGACAUUGUGAACAAGGAAGAUCGUGUAAAAUCAUUAUCGACUCAAGAACUAUUGCCCGAAUAUGAUUACGUGAUAAUCGGUGGCGGGUCGGCUGGUGCCGUGGUAGCCAAUAGAUUGUCAGUGAAUAAAAAUCACACUGUGCUCCUGCUUGAAGCCGGCAAUGACGAAGACGUAAUAACUGACUUGCCUUUAGCUACUGCGAUUUUUCAAAAUGCAUCUUUAGAUUGGGGAUUCAAAACAGAACCAUCGUCUAAUUACUGUCUAGGAAUGAAGAAUCAUCAAUGUGCAUGGCCACGAGGAAAGGUUCUAGGUGGUAGCAGCGUGCUAAAUGGAAUGAUUUAUAUUCGUGGUAAUAAAAAAGAUUACGAUUCUUGGGCCGAUCUCGGUAACGAAGGAUGGGAUUACAAAAACGUCCUACUGUAUUUCAAAAAAUCUGAAGAUGUUAAAGCCAAAGAACUUUUCAAUUCGCCGUAUCAUCAGACGAACGGCUACUUAACGGUAGAACAGUUUAAAUAUAUCCCACCUAUUGUCGAUUACGUCAUGCAGUCAGCUAACGAACUAGGAUACAAAUUGACUGAUGCAAAUGGCGAAAGUCAGACUGGUUUUUCGUAUACUUAUGGGACUUUAAGAGAUGGACUGCGAUGUAGCACUGCUAAAGCAUUUAUUCGAUCUAUUGCGAACAGAAAGAAUUUACACGUUAGCUUGGAAUCGAUCGUAGAAAAAAUAUUAAUAAAAACAGAUGGCACGUCAAAAGUGGCACAUGAAGUGUUAUUUCGUAAAGAUAAAAAACAAUUCACAGUAAGAGCAAAACGCGAAAUAAUUUUGUCUGCCGGUGCGAUAAAAUCGCCGCAUCUGUUGUUGCUAUCGGGGAUAGGACCAAGAGAUCAUCUUGAGAAGAUGAAGAUACCUGUGGUUCAUCACGCUCCAGGUGUAGGAAAGAAUCUUCAAGAUCACGUGGGAAUGGCUGGAAUAUCGUUGAUUAUUGAUCCCCCUCAUAAUAUUAAAAAUCGAGAUAAUAUCUCUGCAAGAAUUUCUAACAUUAUUUCAUUGAAUACGGCUACUGAAAUGCUACAAGAUAAUUCUGGUCCGAUUUUCGCGAACAUCGUAAGUGGGGGAAAUGCGUUUAUUAACACAAAAUAUGCGAAUAAGACGAUUGAUUACCCAGACAUACAAGUGAUAUUUUCGCCUAUAUCAAAUUAUGGAUUUUUUAUGGCACAUAUUUAUCAACUUGAACAAGAAAUAAUAAAUAGCCUGUAUUGGAAUAUUACAGAAAACGUUCAAUCAUUCGGAGUUUUUCCGCUGCUUCUGAGACCGCGCAGUAGAGGUUUCCUCAAACUCAAAUCCGCGAAUCCGGAUGAAGCUCCUGCCAUCGUUCCGAAUUAUUUCAAUGAUCCUCACGAUCUUCAAGUUUUGAUUGAGAGCAUAAAAUUCGUGGAAAAGCUGAGUCACUCCAGAGUAAUGCAGAGACUGAAUGCACGGCUGAAUCCGAAUAAAAUGUCAUCGUGUUCGCAGUUUGAUGGUUUGUCAGACGAGUACUGGGCUUGCUACGCACGACAUUUCACGUCUACUAUCUUUCAUCCUAUCGGAACUUGCAAAAUGGGACCGGCUAGCGAUCCAUAUGCUGUUGUCGACGCUAGAUUAAAGCUCCACGGAAUUGCAAAAUUACGAGUGAUCGAUGCAUCGAUCAUGCCGCAUAUAAUCUCCGGUAACACGAAUGCACCGACGAUUAUGAUUGGAGAGAAAGGCGCUGAUAUGAUUAAAGAAGAUUGGUCACAAUUUGAUUGAUAUUAAAGAGUGUCUUUGUAAAAUGAAACAAAAAGGAAAAUAUGUGCACUCUUUUUGUGUUUCUUUUAUUCGAUUUUAUUUAUGUUCCAAUUUGCAUUGGUAAAAUAAGAUAAUAAAAAACUACAAACAGAGAUGUAAUUGUUGAGUCUCAUGAUAUACUUCGUAGUAAUACUUCGUCUGUGCCAUAUAUGCAACUUUAAUAUUUACUGAAUAAAGUUUUCUCAUAUAGAAAGAUUUCAGAAUUGAUUUGGAUCAUAAAUUUGCCUUUGUGAAACAUUAUAAUAUGUAAUUAUAAACAUAAGACCUAUUAUACAGAUUAGAAAAAGAUAGGAAAAAGUGUCUUCGUACACAGAACAGUAUGUCAUAAAAGCGAGAAAUAUGUAAUGUAAUUCAAAUUGAUCAUUCAGUGAAAAAUUUAAGCGAAAGCUCUUUAACAUUUUACAAUUGACAUAUUCUUAAUAUCUUUCGUAUUCUUUGUUUAGUAAUUUUGUAAGAAAAUGCACUCAUAUUAGAUGCAACAACCAAC